Molecule: messenger RNA, 3420 nt
Organism: Bombina bombina (fire-bellied toad)
Lineage: Eukaryota; Metazoa; Chordata; Amphibia; Anura; Bombinatoridae
Product: gastrula zinc finger protein XlCGF26.1-like
Exons: 7
Coding region: 169-1914 (581 amino acids)
Biological process (GO): regulation of transcription by RNA polymerase II
Cellular component (GO): nucleus
Molecular function (GO): DNA-binding transcription activator activity, RNA polymerase II-specific; RNA polymerase II cis-regulatory region sequence-specific DNA binding
Source: RefSeq, a predicted model, not a curated record
UCUCUAAUGCACAUUAAAUGCAGCUUUCUGUAGCUGUUUGUGACUUGAUCGCUACGCUAUUCGCUACAGUGAGUGCAGUCAUAGUUGUUGUUAUACGGAACACACUGCUGCUGUCUCAGCCCUCUAUACGAUGGUUUCAUGUCUUAGUGUUACAGAAUAUCACUGACUAUGAACAAGAUGAAGAAGAAGCUGCAUGAGCAGAUCCUGAAUCACAUCCUGGAGAUUCUCAAUCUGCUGACGGGAGAGCGUGUGACUAAUUCACUGACAGCGAGUGACAUGACCGGGGACAAGAUGACAACAGAGAGGAUACUGACCCACACCCUGCAGAUCCUGUACCUGCUGACAGGGGAGGUGAUGGAAUAUGUCAUAAUAACAGCUGUGCCUAUAAAGUGUGAUGAUGUCGCUGUGUAUUUCUCUAUGGAGGAGUGGGAGUAUAUAGAGGAACACAAGGAGCUUUACAAGGACGUCAUGAUGGAGACUCACCAAGCACUAAGGACUAUGGAGAUCCCAGGAAAUGAGAGCUCAGAACUAACAGGUCACAAUGAUGAAAAUCUAGACACAGGAGCACAAAGAGAACUUGUACAGGAUAUUCAUCCAUCAGAUGUCUCUGCAAGUGAAAAUGAUGCUAAGAUUUUAUAUAACACGGAAAAAGAAUAUCAGUGGCAAAGAAAUAUGCCAGAAGCUGCAGAGAAGGAAAUAUGUGACAACAUAAGAACAGAUGAAUUCACAAACUACAAUAAUCCUAGUCAUGAUCAGAGUGCAGAUGCUUCGUUACAUCUUCUUAAAAAUCAAAGAAGCCACGUGGGAAAUUUAUGUUCUGAAUGUGGGAAAUGUUUUCUUAAGAAAUCACAUCUUCUUAAACAUCUAAAAAUUCAUACAGGAGAAAAACCAUUUUCUUGUCCUAUAUGUGGGAAAUGUUUUAACCGUAAAAACAUUCUUGUUGCUCAUCAGAAAAUUCAUACAGAAAAAAAAGGAUUUUCAUGUUCUGACUGUGGGAAAUGUUUUACUCAUAAACCAACUCUUAUUACACAUCAGAAUAUUCAUACAGGGGAAAAGGGAUUUUCAUGUUCUGACUGUGGGAAAUGUUUUACUUUUAAAUCAAAUCUUAUUACGCAUCAGAAAAUUCAUACAGGGAAGAAAGCAUUUUCAUGUUCUGACUGUGGGAAAUGUUUUACUCUGAAAUCAGAUCUUAUUAGGCAUCAGAAAAUUCAUACAGGAGAGAAAACAUUUUCAUGUUCUGACUGUGGAAAAUGUUUUACUUUGAAAUCAUAUCUUAUUGCACAUCAGAAAAUUCAUACAGGGGAGAAAGGAUUUUCAUGUUCUAACUGUGGAAAAUGUUUUACUUGGAAAUCAAAUCUUAAUACGCAUCAAAAAAUUCAUACUGGGGAGAAAGCAUUUUCAUGUUCUGACUGUGGUAAACGUUUUACUCUAAAAUCAACUCUUUUUAGGCAUCAGAAAACUCAUACACCUGAGAAAGCAUUUUCAUGUUCUGAUUGUGGGAAAUGUUUUACUCUGAAAUCAUAUCUUAUUAAGCAUCUGAAAACUCAUACAGGAAAGAAAGCAUUUUCAUGUUCUGACUGUGGGAAAUGUUUUACUCAGAAAUCAAAUCUUAAUAUGCAUCAGAAAAUUCAUACAGGGGAAAAAGGAUUUUCAUGUUCUAGUUGUGGAAAAUGUUUUACUUGGAAAUCAAAUCUUAUUACGCAUCAGAAAAUUCAUACAGGGGAGAAAGCAUUUUCAUGUUCUGACUGUGGAAAACAUUUUACUCUAAAAUCAAAUCUUUUUAAGCAUCAGAAAACUCAUACAGAGGAGAAAGCAUUUUCAUGUUCUGACUGUGGGAAAUGUUUUACUCAGAAAUCAAAUCUUAUUAUGCAUCAGAAAACUCAUAUUAAAAUAAAUCAAAGUUUAACCUCUUAAGUGCAGAGGGUGAUAUGUAAUUGUCACUCACACAAUACCAAGUUUUGAUGAUGACUGCAUGUGUACCUCAAUCAUUUAUGAGGUGACCCCAGAGUGGAUGUGAUGUAAAUCAAAUUGAUUUAAAUCACUAGUUGGUGAGACUGAUUUAAAUUGAUUUAAAUCAUGGUUUUCAUCUUUAGAAUAAUACGUUUUUGAUUAUUUUUUCCAGUUAAAUCAGACUAUUACUUAUGUGGUUAUAUAUCAUUAGAUAUGCAUAGAUAGAUCAUUGAAAUUAAUGAAAUUAUUUGGAGGUGAACUAUCUCCAGUUUAAUUGGUUAAUCAUUCAUAUUUUAUCAACUUCUCACCUGUACUUUAUUGGAAGGAGAAACAUUAUUACAUUAAUGAGAACAAUAAAAAUAAUUUUAUUUACCUAAAACAAUGUUAUUUUUCAUUUUUAACCUCUUAAGGACAUAUGACGGAAUUUUUCCGUCAUAAAACAAUUGAGCAAACUGAAAGCUGUGUCCUUAAAGGGUUAAUGCUUGCCCCCCUUCCUUCACACUUGUGCAGAGCUAUUCUACUCUAAACAAUCUUCUAUUCAGUGAGCUUCUUGAAACUUAAUAUGGGUUGAUUCUGUGUACAUAGAUUUGCAGGGGAGCAAUGGCAUUAAAGGAAAGUAAAGUCAAAAUUAAACUCAUGAUUCAGAAAGAACAUGCAAUUUUUAACAAUUUUCCAAUGAACUUCUUUGAUCUAUUUUGUGUUGUUUCUCUUUGUAUCUAUUGUUGAAAAGCCUGCAUAGGUAGGCUCACUCAGAUGCAUUGCACUACUGGGAGCUAUCUGCUUGCCACUGCCUCACCCUUUGUAUUCAGAUAGGCAUCAGUAGAGCAUUGCUCUCUUUCAACUAAGGAUUCCAAGAGAAUUAAGUAAAUCUGAAAAUGAUAUGCUCUAUCUAAAACCCAAAAGUUAUCUUUAAUGAUUAUGUCCCUUUAAGGUCUAUGUAUCAACUCUGUAUGUGAUAAUUGUAUAACAUAUUGCUGUAAAGAAGGGGCAUGUUAUUUCUGCACACAAUUCACAGUUUUGAGAACUACAAAACCAAUAAUAUGUGAUAAUAUCUUUAAGAUUGAAAAAUUGUCCAAAAUAAUCUGACAGAAACCCCCAGGAGAGAAUGACAUUGUAAAUGGAUUAAUGGAAUUAAUUUACCACAAAAAAUAAAAUAAGAAAAAUUACAGCCGUGAAUAUACAGCAUCUUGCUAUAGAAUUAAAAACAAAUAUAUAUUUCAAGAUGAAUAACCUUUGGAUUAUAAUGUAUCAAAUAAAAAAUAUCUUUAGAUAGAUAGGGUUAGGGUUUGCCACUGACAAAUGACUUCCAGUAGUGUUUAAAUAUGAGGAGCAUCUAAAUGCUCAAUGUAGCUCAGAUAAGGGGUGUGAAAUGGUUCAGCAGCUAAGGGGUGAAAUGUGGACUAAACACUUUGAGAUUCUAAUAUAAAAUGUUUAAUUAUGUGUAUUAAAAUUACUUACAAUAUACUCUCA